CGACCACGACUGCGGCGUACGACCCUCGUUCGAAUCGCAGUUAGCUGCCUUAUAUUUUAAGGGAGCAAAGCAGCUUUCUGAACCCACAGAAUAUGGCACCACUCCCGCUCACCAUUUACCGCGGCAUUUCGCCCUCUUUCCAAUGGCCUAUCAAAUUUUGUCUGUACAACAGCGCUGCUGCCUUCAUAUUGUCCAUCAUCACUGGCAAUGUCUCUCAAGUCGAUAGGGUGUGGACAUUCUUGCCUACCAUAUACACCGCCUACUUCGCGUUACUCCCUCUGUGGCCUAGCAAGCCCCGUCUGUUCUUCUGGCCAUAUGUGCCCGAAACAAUCGACCCGGCGGUUGCGCAGAACUACAGCCCUAGGGCGCUACUAAUGUUCGGUCUCGUGUUCAUCUGGAUGUGCCGACUAUCAUACAACACGUGGAGACGUGGCCUUUUCAACCUGAACGACGAAGACUAUCGUUGGGCCAUCCUCCGCCAGAAGGUCCCUGCUUGGCUGUUCCAAGUCAUCAACUUUGUCUUCAUCGCCUUCAUCCAGAACGUCAUCUUGUUCCUGCUCGGUAUACCCACUCAAAUCGCGGCAGUUCAGCAGCCAAGUGCUCUAAGCACCUCCGACUACAUCCUCGCUACCCUUGCCCUCGUGGACAUUGCUACCGAGUUUGUCGCCGACAACCAGCAGUACUCGUUUCAGACGUACAAGCGCCUUGGUGUCCACGAAAAGAACGAGUGGCCGGGAGCGCGUAUCAAGUGGACCCCCGCCGACGCCAAGCGCGGUUUCGUGACGCGUGGUCUGUGGGCUUGGUCCCGUCACCCCAACUUCUUCUGCGAGCAGAGCUUCUGGGCCAUCAUCAACCUCUUCCCCCUGCUUGCGCCGGAGUCGCCCCGCCUCGCACCCUCGUCGCUCCAGAGCGUUACUCCCAUCUGGCCGCUGAUUCCGUCGAUCGUGCUCUGCUCGCUGUUCUUCUCGUCAACGCGCUUCACCGAGAGCAUCUCGAUUUCGAAGUACCCGGAAGGCUACCGCGCCUAUCAGAGCCGCGUCGCGAUGUUCGCCCCCUUCUUGACUCCCGUGUGGGGUCUCCUUCUCCAGCUGCAGGGAAAGAAGGAAAAGGUCGACCGCCUGGUGUACGGCCAGGACGUCGCCGAGGAGCAGAAGAAAAUCCAGUGAUUUUCCGAUUGUGUGUUGUUUCCUUGGACUGAAUCGUGUAUCUUUCCCGCCUAGUGUCCUUGUCGUAAUGAU
Trametes versicolor FP-101664 SS1 is the source of this 1238-nucleotide messenger RNA. RefSeq names its product DUF1295-domain-containing protein. NCBI's taxonomy places the organism in Eukaryota, Fungi, Basidiomycota, Agaricomycetes, Polyporales, Polyporaceae. Gene Ontology annotation, cellular component: membrane. The record is from RefSeq and is a predicted model, not a curated record. Bases 93 to 1166 code for a protein of 357 amino acids. The transcript has 7 exons.